UGUGUACUGUUAGGCUCUGCCUGAAAAGUUAAAUGACUCACUCUUUCCUCCCCACGUCCUUUUUCUCUCCCUGUCCCUUUAUCCUCCCCCCUCCCUCCUCCUCUCUCCAGGUGGCUGGCCCACCAUUCAAGUACAACACGCUGAAUGCCUUCACCAAGCUGCUGGGGGCCCCUACCAACAUCCUCAGGGACUGUGUCCGCAUCAUGAAGCUUGAACUGUUCCCUGACCAGGCCACCCAGUUAAAGUGGAAUGUCCAGUUCUGUCUGACCAUCCCCCCCAGCGCCCCUCCCAUUGCACCCCCAGGAACCAUCGCUGUGGUGCUCAAGUCCAAAAUGCUCUUCUUCCUCCAGCUGACCCAGAGGCUGACGCUGCCCCAGGAGCCGGUCAACAUCAUUGUUCCCAUCGUAUACGACAUGGCCACAGGCCUGACCCAGCAGGCUGACAUCCCCAGACAACACUCCUCCUCUGGGGCAGCAGCACUUAUGGUCUCCAACAUCCUCAAGAGGUUCAGCGAGCUGCACCCAGCACGACAGGGUGAGUGCACUAUCUUUGCCUCAGUUCACGAGCUCAUGGCCAACCUCAACCUGCCCCCUGGUGGUCGCCAGUAGCAACCGCACCUCCCUAGCCGGAAACGGAAACGGAACCAGAACCGGAACACGACUCAAUACGGUUCCAUUCUGGAACAGGGAAAGGUUCCUUUCUGGAGUCUCAUGAACAGGAGAUGACGUGUGCCCACUGGAUUUCCUAAUGCAACAUAUCUCCUCUCUGCCUCAGCCAACUGACCUAAAACUGAUGUACAGUUAGUUAUUUUGUCAAAAAAGGGAGCAGAAUUAUGCAGAACCAUCAGUUUUUAUUCUUGAUAAAGAACACAUUAAUGACCCAAAUAAAGGAACAACUGCAGGUGUGAGUGUAUCUUGAAAGAGAGACAAGUAUUCAUUGUAAGAAGAACUUCAAAAAUAUUUUUAUUUUUUUCCUCCAGAUGCACUUCUUAUCAAAGGAUUCACAAAUUCAGAAUAUAGGUGUUUACCUAAAGAUGCACAUUGUUGUAUAUUUCAGCAUUGAAAAGGAUAAUAAGCCAGUUGGAUGAGUAGGACUUUUGCUAGAGCGUGAAUUCACAUUCGUUCUUUUUUUAUAACGCAAGAUAUCAAUACUGUUGUGGUACUGGGGCUGAAUUCUAUCUUAGUACACUAUUUAAAUGUCUUAUUCCCUUGAUGUCAAACCUAGUCCCUUCCUAGUUCAAACGGGUCACUUUGAACACUGUAAAACUGUGACAAACUUUAUAAGCCAGCUGUAUUGUAUUAUGACUGCUUUUGAGUCCUGAAUGAAGAUCCAGUCUGUCUUUGAUUACUAUUUAAUAAACCAAUUUAAAAAAUGA
This is a messenger RNA of Coregonus clupeaformis (lake whitefish), 1375 nucleotides long. Its product is annotated as mediator of RNA polymerase II transcription subunit 14-like. Lineage: Eukaryota; Metazoa; Chordata; Actinopteri; Salmoniformes; Salmonidae. Gene Ontology annotation, molecular function: transcription coregulator activity. The transcript is spliced from 4 exons. Gene Ontology annotation, biological process: regulation of transcription by RNA polymerase II. The record is from RefSeq and is a predicted model, not a curated record. Gene Ontology annotation, cellular component: mediator complex; core mediator complex. The coding region runs from base 33 to 608 and encodes 191 amino acids.